Messenger RNA from Anopheles darlingi, 4199 nucleotides. RefSeq lists its product as uncharacterized. Lineage: Eukaryota; Metazoa; Arthropoda; Insecta; Diptera; Culicidae. Bases 912 to 3797 code for a protein of 961 amino acids. The record is from RefSeq and is a predicted model, not a curated record. The transcript has 7 exons.
AAGCAGUGCGGUUUCGUUCCCGUGAUUCUCAGAGACCUCGGUGCUUAAGCCAAAUCCCCGCCAAACUAUCGCGAUUUUGUGCCCCUUUUUGAACGUCAGACGUCAACGAGUACACAGUAGAGCAGAGUGAAGGGCCUAAGGCCAGUAGCACGUUGCAUCGUCGUGCGGUGCUAAAACGAAAGCAAAGUGCGUGUGGUUUUGUGAUUAUUUGUGUGUGUGUGUGUGUGUGUGUGUGUGUGUGUAUCGUCCCUCGAAAAACGUGUCGUCUGUUUUGUGUUUUCUUGCGCAAUUCUGUACCAUUGCGCGAUUGUGCGAAGGAGGGCGCGGGCGCGCUCGCAACCCGUUCUUUCGAUUAACGACGACAAGUGGUGUCUACGUCUACUGCCCGUGUGUCCGCGUGUGUGUGUGCGCGUGCGCCUACUGUGUUCUAGAAGCACCCCGGGUCGGAGUUCUGCUGAAGAGAGUGCUUUGGAAUAAAUUUACGGUUCGGUACGGCUGUGUUGCAGGGCAACGCAUCGCCUUCGUGACACUUUUCUGACAAUUCUAAGCAGCGCAGGCGUUUCACGUUCGGAAUUUUAAGCCCCCUCCCCGGUCCGACGGACGAGAAGGCUCCCUGAGUGGCAGGUGAGAUCAUAGCCCGCUCGCUACGGCCGAAGCAGAAGAACGAUUCAAACGAGCAAGCAAACGGGCAACCGCAACGGUUCCGGAAUUUUAAGCAGCUCGUCUAGUGGUGGCGCACGAGAAAGAGCAAGCGAGCGAGCGAGCGAUCGAUCGAGAGAUACACAGAAGAUAAUGUACGAUAAGCUCGCGGUCGUCGUCGAUUGCAGCAACUGAGUUGAGGCUGAGCCAGUGGCGACAGAGCGGAGCGGGUUAGAGUAAGACCGGCGUAGACCGGUGCCACCAGGUCAGGCAUGGCGCUGCGACUACGGAAGGAUGUCCAGAAGGCAUCGUACUACGUUUGGUUUUUGGGUGCCCAGGAAGCGAAGGCCCUGCGUGGCACACGCACCCUGCUGCCCAUGAUACCGCGCAUGGUGGAGAAGUCCAAGGAGCAGGAACCACUCAAAGUGACGCUGCAGGUUUCCCACAAAGGAUUAAAGAUCGUUCAGGGUUCGGCAAAGCACUUUAUACCGCACGGUGCAAUCACCUGCUCGGUGCAGACGGAAGACAUCGUCGCCUGUACGCUGCUGCUGUACAAUCCGGCCACCAAAUGUCCGCUGCACGUGCACGCCUACCGGUGCGACUCGGAGCUGACCGCCCAAGCCCUCCACGAUCAGCUGCAGAUACUGAUCAACAGACCAGAAAAUCAGAAACGCUACACCGAGCUGGAGACACGUCUCGGGCUAGCAGCGCAGCUAGCCGGAGGUCCGUGCGGUCCGGCCACACAUCCAUCGACGACCGGCCAUCCCGGCUCGGCCAUCGGCACACCGUCGCCACUGGACGGUGGAGGACGGGGUAACAACAACAGCAACCACAGAAUGGGACGACGGUACGAGUCACCGCGCCGUACCGGUACCGGCGCCUACCAUCAUCAUCAGCAGCAGCAUCAUCAUCCGGGCGAUUCCCACUCCCAGCACGGUAGCAGCGAUACCGGGACGAGCACACGGGAAUCCGAGUGCUCCGAGGAACAUUCGCCGACCAGUCCCGCCGUUUCGCCGCUCAUCAGCCAAUCCAAGCUGUACGAUUCGUUGGCGGCCGAGCUGCGCGAGAAGCUGAGCGGCGGAGUGCCGCUGCUGCUGCCGACCAAGGAGUACGGCGGUAGUACCGAUAAGAGCAGCCCAACGUUGGCCACCGAGGCCGCCAAUCGACGGAUCCGCAAUGGUGGCGUUUGUCUAACCGGUGGCACCAACACACCAUCGACCGGGCACAACAAACAUGGCGUCUCAUCGCGCGGUUCCUCCGGCAUUGGUUCCGAUUUGGCGCCCAGCCCAGAACGUCAUGAUCCGCAGAGUUCGAGUGAAGACGAAUGGGUAAACGACCAAGAAACGGCAAUGCACGGAUCGUCACACAAUCUGGUCGGAAGUCGGCCGACUACCCGGGACAGCCGUGGUGGCUACCGGGAUGAGAUACCGGGACCAGUAACACGCAUGAGCCAGUACCGCGAUCCAGGUCCACCGACGGCCUACCUCUAUCCGAAUGUGCGCGACGAGGCACCGAUCCAGGCGGCCCGUAACCGUCACCACCAUCAGCGUUCGUCGAGCCGCGAGGAGAACCGGAGCCUGCAGGGUUCGGUCAACUCGCACGAGGAAGAGGUAAAACCGAUCAUCACCAACCACACGCCACGCUUCCGGAACCCAUUCAAAUCGACCGAAGAGACGUACGUAGUGGAGGAGCGUCGCAGCAAGAAGAUGCUGGGAGGAGGGCACGGUCAAGAGGGCAAGAAGUAUCACGACGAGCGGAUGAUCGACCAGCAGCCCGCCGUUGGACGUGGUCGAGGUGGUCGCGGUAGCUAUCCACCGGAGGAUCGAAUUGAGGAACCGGCACCACCAACCGCCGGUGGUGGACGGUACUUCGAGGACGAGUAUGAGCGUGAGCGUGCGAACGCGUACCGGGAGAAUCUGACCGAUCGGCAGAAGUACCGCGAGAUCGUGACCGAUGGUAGCGGUAAGGGAUACCGCAAGGAGUACGAUCGGCGCGGUCCAGCGAUGGGUUACGGAGAGCCACAGCAUCAUCGGGGCGAGUAUCAUCGAGAGUAUUCACCGGAGCGUACUGUCCCCGUUGCUACCGCGGCACCUGGCAUGCAGUCCGCCGGUCGUAGAAAAGACGUAGCUCCCGCGCAGCACGAACGACAGGAUUUCAAGAUCGAACGUGAGGCGUACCAGCAGCGUGGGCAUGGACCAGCGCCAACUAACGCCGUAAGAUCCUCCCGUGAGUCGUCGGGCUAUAAAGUUGACCGUACCGGUGCAGGUGCUGGCCAUCAACGGUACUCGAGAAGCGAAGAUCAGCAUGAUGGCUCUCAUGCGAUGUACCGGGAUGGGCGACAUGGUGGGGAUCGUGGCCAUGACUCACCCCGUACUGGUUACAAGAUGGCGGACAAGUACGAGGAACGCUGGCGACAGGAAGCGAUGGCUGCUGGGGUACAGGAUCGUUAUGUCGAUCCCGAACCGGUCACAGCGACCGCCCACCGGCCGCGGCCAUAUCAUCGUGAGGAGCAGUCGAAACACACGCCCGCACCGGUGGCCGUAGAAUCGUGGAAGGGUGGCGCUGAGGUACCGCGAAAGAAGUCGGUCGAGAUACGGACGAGCUCACCGGAAUCGACGAUGCAUCGCAUAUCGCCCAAGGAUCGUUUCCAGACGGCCAAGGAAAAGUUCCAGCAGAUGGAACGCGAACGGCAUGAGCAGGAGCGGCUCGAACAGGAGCGGCUCGAGCGGGAACGGCUGCUGCACAGCAAGCGGACGGUCGAGGUGCACGCUUCGGCCGUUCCAGCCCGCCGUGGUUCACUCGAACCGACGGCCGUUAGCUCGCACGAUAGCAACGGUUGGAGCUCGCCGGAUGAAGAGGAGGAGGAGGAAGAGGAGGACGAGGAGGAAGAUUUGCCACAUACGCGGGGAGGCCGUGGCUCCAAUGGUGGCAGUAGCGAUCGACGGGGACCGGUCAGCUACCGUGAACUGUCACCGGCUGAACGGUAUCCGGGGUUGGAUCGUGAACCACCACCACCGGGCCGUGGCGGCCGUAUGAUGCCGGCCAAGAGCCUCAGCAACCUGGUCAAGGGCUAUCGACACAGCUAUGCCGAGCCUCGGCCACCGCCCGUUUCGCGUAGCAGUGGCCGCGUUGGACUGGCCGCCGUUAAUCCUUAUUGAUGGGCGGAAAGGAGCAGAAUCCCCUAGGAGCGGAUUGCUGGUCCUGACGAACAACGAAAUACUCUAAAUUCCGGAAACAAGACCGGAGCAGGACGACGACGACAACAACGAUGAUGAUGAUGAUGAUGAUGAUGAUGACGAGAGGGUGGUGGCGCAGUGCACUAGCAGCAGUGAGUUUGGAGCGUAGAGAUUGUUUUCUGUUUUUCCUUUUUUGUUUUCAAUGUGCCUUAUAGUGUUUAUGGUUUCGAAACGUACUUCAUAGUUACUUGUAUGUAUACUUACUUAGCCGAACCCACGGCACACAAGGCGUGGACGAUUGUACAUUUCAGCAUUACUGCUAAUACUACUGCUACAACUACUGGAAACGAUUCUUUAGCAAUAAACCAUUAUUAUAUCCCCGGA